Messenger RNA from Talaromyces amestolkiae, 2715 nucleotides. RefSeq lists its product as uncharacterized. Gene Ontology annotation, molecular function: transmembrane transporter activity. NCBI's taxonomy places the organism in Eukaryota, Fungi, Ascomycota, Eurotiomycetes, Eurotiales, Trichocomaceae. Bases 1 to 2715 code for a protein of 904 amino acids. Gene Ontology annotation, biological process: transmembrane transport. The transcript is spliced from 4 exons. The record is from RefSeq and is a predicted model, not a curated record.
AUGAUGCACAGUCGCGCGACGCCGACGCUGGUGGUCACCAUUGUGUUCUUCGUGCUUGCUUCGGUAUUCGUUGCUUUGCGGUUUGUGUCCCGCGUCGGUAUUGUGCGCAAGGUAGUUUCGCAUGAUUAUUUGAUUCUGUUGGCUUGGGUACUCGACUUUGGCUUCGUGUUUGCUGUAUGCUACGGCACAACAAAGGGUCUCGGAUUACACCAGCAAAAUGUUGCGUCCUCAUCGAAUGCGGCUCUGAAUACGAGUGAAUAUGUCGCGAAUGUACUAUAUAACCCUGUUCUGAUGGUCCUGAAAACGUCAAUCCUCACAUUCUACCUCUUCCUGUCCAAAACGAACAAGAUAUUCCGAUGGGCAAUAUUCGCAACCAUCCUCGUCGUCAACGCUGCCGGCAUCGCCUUAACCAUGGUUAAUAUCUUCCAGUGCAACCCAGUCAGCGCAGUAAUCUGGUUUCCUGCCGACGGAAAUGCAAAGUGCUUCAGCAUAGUCACGAUAUAUCUCUCCUCGGCACCCGUCAAUCUUAUAACGGAUAUCACGAUUUUCUUCCUGCCACUACCGAUUUUGACACAAUUGCGUCUUCCGCGGAAGCAGAAACUUAUAUUGAUUAUCACGUUCAGUUUUGGGUUUUUCACAGCGGUUGUCGACGUUAUACGAGUCGCAUACUUGCAAAGCGCAGCGACGUCGAAUGCGACAGAGCAAAUGGAUGGGUUCAGUAAUGAUGGAAACUCAAAAUACCAUCAGGAUUUUUCAUGGUACGGAGCAUUUACGUUCAUGUGGUCUGCUGUUGAGAUCAAUGUUGGUAUUAUUUGUGCAUGUGUACCGAGUUUGAAGCCGUUGGCUGCGCGUCUACUCCCCAGAUUGAUCAAGGGCUCCACGGAAUCAUCCAGCUCACAACUUGGAAGUGCAGUCAGACCAAACUUCCCCCGCGCCGAGACUGCCCCAUUGGCAGUUCCUCAAAUUCAGAACCCGCCGGCUAGUCGUAUGGCUCCGAGGGCUUAUACAGACCUGGGACCUGCGGCUGCAUCGCUGCCACUCAAUAGUCCAUCGCGAGAAUUGCUGGAAAUGUCUGAUUUUUUGGCCAAUUCUGGCCCUGGUCCUAGCGAGGAUACCGAAAGCAGCGCAGCGACCUAUCCUUCUCCUCCAUUGCAUGUAUCGACAUUCUUCGAUUUUGUCAAUCUCAAAAAACCGAAGAGCAUGCUCGCAAUGAGUAAAAAAGAAUCUAUACCCCCCCUUGCCUUGACAACAAUACUGUUUUUCCUAUGGGGAAUUGGCUACGGCUUUCUAGACAUUUUGAACGGUCAAUUUGGGCAGAUCACUGGAAUCAGUACAUGGGGCUCUUUAGGUCUCCAUGCGGCUUAUUACGGAGGCUACCUCGUCAGUCCUCUUACUAUAGGGCGGUGGAUACUCAAAAGAUGGGGUUUCAAGUCGACUUUUAUCGCAGGACUGUUCAUAUAUGCCUGUGGUGCGCUUAUCUUCUGGCCAUCUGCCGUCUUGUCAUCUUUCCCGCCAUUCGCUAUCUCCAAUUUCAUCGUUGGCUGUGGCUUUGGUGUUCUCGAAACAGCGGCAAACCCCUUUAUAUCGCUAUGCGGACCGCAGGAAAAUGCCGAGAUUCGUCUUAAUCUUUCACAGGCAAUUCAAGCCACUGGAAGUGUUCUCUCGGCAGUUCUUGCGGAGAAGGUCCUUUUCAGAUCCGUCACAAGUGCGGCUAAGUUGGUUAGAUUUCAAUGGACGUAUCUUGCCAUCGCACUGUUUGACCUGCUUCUUGCCGCGGCAUUUUACUACCUACCAGUACCAGAGGCCACAGAUGAGGAUCUGCAGGAACUAGCCGAUCAGAGAAAAGACGACGUUACAGCACGAGUCUUUGGCCUGCCUGUCGUCUGGGUUACUUUUGGGCUUGCCGCAUUUUCGCAAUUCUGGUAUGUUGCCAGCCAAGAAGUUCUUGUCUUUAGCUUCCCGGACUACGUGCAGGCGCAACUUCCGAAUGGAAGCAGUGGUCUCACACCUUUUGACUUUUUGCUGCUUGGUCGCGGUCUGUUCGCUCUUGGCAGGUUCGUUACGGCGCUCACAAAUCUUCUUUUCAAACCGCGAUGGAUCCUGUUGGUAUCGUAUAUUGGUUUGAUCGCGUUUGCCGUACUUGCCAAAGAACUGCAUGGUAUGUCUGGUGUGGUAAUCGGGUUGAUUCUGUUUUUCUUUCAAAGCGGCGUGUUCAGCAUCACCUUUGCCAUGUCCCUCCGCGGUAUGGGCAGACAUACCAAGACAGCCGGUGCCAUAAUGGCUACAACUAUAUCCGGCGGAGCAGUCUACCCUUUUUUUCAAGAAAUUGCUCGAAUUGAUAACCACGGCAGCGUCCCAUCGUCCUAUGUUGUGCUAGCUGUGGGAUAUGCGGCUGCUGCUAUCUUCCCGUUGUAUCUAAUGCUCGUCCCGCAAGCGAAGAAGCAGGUUGAUCCAGUGUUGAACGACUAUCUACAUCGUCGAUUGACACUCCGCGGUCAGCCAUCAAGACGCAAGAAUCGUGGAGGCACCGAGAACGGUAACGGCAACGGUCGCGACACCCCAAAUCACAAGGGAGAUCACUACUCCCUCGGAGGCGUUCUGUCGCGACCACGCAGUCUCAUGGAUGAGCCUCUGUCCACAAUCGAUUUCGAAACAGCGCAACCCGCACCAGGCGUGAGCGUACAUGACUUAGCUUAUGAGCAUGAUCAUACAUGA